Paramisgurnus dabryanus is the source of this 2063-nucleotide messenger RNA. It is a transcript of the gene pa2g4b, whose product is annotated as proliferation-associated 2G4, b. The record is from RefSeq and is a predicted model, not a curated record. NCBI's taxonomy places the organism in Eukaryota, Metazoa, Chordata, Actinopteri, Cypriniformes, Cobitidae.
GGUGCUUGUGACGCAGAAUGUGAAGCGUGCUUCUGCUCCAUCAUCCCACGAGCGAAGCGAGGGAAAAAGUUACGAGCUCCCCUUGAACCUUAUCGUUAACAAACAUGUCAGGAGACGACGAACAGCAAGAGCAAACCAUUGCUGAUGACUUGGUGGUCACCAAGUAUAAGAUGGGGGCUGACAUAGCAAACCAGGCUAUAAAAGUUGUAAUUGAAGCAGCCAAGCCUGGCGUGUCUGUGGUCAGCCUGUGUGAGAAAGGAGACGCUUUUAUCUCUGCUGAAACAGGCAAGGUGUUCAAAAAGGAGAAGGAGAUAAAGAAAGGAAUUGCCUUUCCCACUUGCGUCUCUGUGAACAACUGUGUGUGUCACUUCUCGCCACUGAAGAGCGAUCCUGACUACACGCUUAAAGACGGUGACUUGGUUAAAAUUGACCUUGGAGUGCAUGUGGACGGCUUCAUCUCCAACGUUGCCCACAGCUUUGUGGUUGGUGCCACCAAGGAUGCUCCUGUGACAGGACGUAAAGCAGAUGUGGUCAAAGCGGCCCACUUGUGUGCAGAAGCUGCUCUUCGGCUGGUUAAGCCUGGUAAUCAGAACAGUCAGGUCACUGAGGCCUGGAACAAGAUUGCCCAGUCUUUUAAAUGCACAGCCAUAGAGGGCAUGCUGUCUCAUCAAUUAAAGCAGCAUGUGAUUGACGGAGAGAAGACCAUUAUUCAGAAUCCCUCUGAUCAGCAAAAAAAGGAUCACGAGAAGGCAGAAUUUGAAGUGCAUGAGGUGUACGCUGUGGAUGUGCUCAUCAGCACUGGAGAGGGAAAGGCUAAAGACUCUGGCCAGAGAACAACCGUUUAUAAGCGAGACCCCAAUAAGCAGUAUGGCUUAAAGAUGAAGACAUCCAGGAUGUUCUUUAGUGAGGUGGAGCGACGAUUUGAUACCAUGCCAUUUACUCUGAGGGCAUUUGAGGAUGAGAGUAAAGCUCGGCUAGGUGUAGUUGAGUGUGCCAAGCAUGAGCUGCUUCAGCCGUUCACUGUCCUGCAUGAGAAGGAAGGUGAAUUUGUAGCACAGUUUAAAUUCACAGUGUUGCUGAUGGCCAACGGCCCUCUGCGUAUCACCAGUGGAUUUUUCGAACCAGAACUUUACAAGUCUGAGCAUGAAGUACAAGAUCCAGAGCUGAAGGCUUUGUUGCAAAGCUCAGCCAGCCGCAAGGCACAGAAGAAGAAGAAAAAGAAGGCAUCCAAAACCGCAGAGAAUGCUACUGGACAACCGAUGGAGGCCGAGAGCCAAGCUGCUGCAUAGACUCCCACUGCCAACCCAGCUGACUGACCGAGCCUCUGCACAGCCCAAAUAACAGAACCAUUAAAGUUAAUUAUAACCUGCCCCACUGAGAGGCCUUCUGGCCAAGCCUUCUAUUUGAAUAUCUCCUCAUUAGUUAUACAAGACUGCUGCAGGGUUUGUACAGUUUACUUAAGUUCCCAAACUCCUGUUUGGUUGUCUAUGAACCAUGCUUCUCUCUGGAGCAGCUGCUACUCAUAGAAAAUGGAGGAUACAGAUGAGCAGGUAGAUACUGACCAACUGUGUUUACAGGAGGCAACACUGGGGACCUUUUGAUCCUGUCAAGAGUUUCACUGACCUUGUACAAGCCAUCUCAUAUACAUAUGUAAUUAUGGCACUUAUUAGGCAGCAUUGCAACAAAGCACUGUUCAUGUCAUUGCAGAAGGUUGCCUUUUUGUAAUGGGUUUUUUUCUGUUGGGAACUAUUAUAGUAGUUUGUAUCAAUGACUUGUAAUGAGUCUCUGGAGCAGUUACUGCCUAAGUACAACUCAAUUAUAACACAAUCACUGCAUUGGAAGUACUGUUAAUCAAUUUGGUAAACUUUAAUUUCUGUCCAGUGACAUUCGGCAUUCAUUUUUGUAAUAUUUCCCAAUUAUAAAAGCUCUUUCACAUUGCUGUAUAAGUUCCUUCGGCUUUCUGGUUUGAUUCCUGAAACUAUUGUUUGACUAAAACUGACUGACCAAAUUAUCCUGCCAUUUUGUAAGCAUACAUCUAAUAAAUUGAAUUAGGCAAAUUAUGA